Daphnia pulicaria is the source of this 1056-nucleotide messenger RNA. RefSeq names its product von Willebrand factor D and EGF domain-containing protein-like. NCBI's taxonomy places the organism in Eukaryota, Metazoa, Arthropoda, Branchiopoda, Diplostraca, Daphniidae. Gene Ontology annotation, biological process: anatomical structure development. Bases 133 to 879 code for a protein of 248 amino acids. The record is from RefSeq and is a predicted model, not a curated record. The transcript is spliced from 7 exons. Gene Ontology annotation, molecular function: signaling receptor binding. Gene Ontology annotation, cellular component: cell surface; extracellular region.
GGUGCCCUGAACCUCAAGCGCCAUUGCAAGGAUUUGUGAUGGGAACUGGCCGGCAGUAUGGCGACCGGGUCCGCUACGCUUGUAGCACCGGCUAUCGGUUAAUUGGGGCAGACGAUUCCACCUGCCAGGCGGAUGGAACUUGGUCGACCGUGUCGCCUCAGUGUGAAGCCAGCUCUGACUUGCUUCGCGCCUCCUCCAGCCGUUCCCCACACGAUAGCUCCGGCAUCCGGAAAGCCAAUAACCACCGGAACGCAAAUGAUUCUUCGCUGCCAGGAAGGGUUCACACCGGUCGGUGACAUGACGCUUCAGUGUUUGCACAAUCAACAGUGGUCCACUGUCAAGGGCCAUUGCAAGAGAGUGCACUGCAGUCAUCCAGUUGCUAAAGGAGCAGCUUCUGUGGUGGUCAUCAGUGGAGAGGCUGAUGCUGGAAGUGGACAGUACCAUUUCGGGGAUCGACUUCUUGUUAGCUGCAAACAUGGUCGCCAUCUAAAGGGAAGUAGUGCCAUAUUAGUUUGCCAGGCAGACGGCCAAUGGACGGGUCAGCCUCCGGUUUGCGAAUCUCAAUGCGAUACGGUUUGUCUAAACGGAGGCUCCUGCAAUUCCAACAAUCGUAAAUGUACUUGUCAGCCUGGAUACAGCGGGGACCGUUGUCAACACGCUCAUUGCAUUCUGCCUUGCUUGCAUGGAGGCACUUGUAUUGCACCAUAUCGUUGUGCAUGUCGACCUGGACGCACUGGAGAACGAUGUCAAACACCUGUUUGUGACCAGCCGUGCUUAAAUGGAGGUCGCUGCGUUUCACCUAAUGUUUGUACGUGUCCACAUGGAACAGUAGGUCCUUCUUGUCGUAAGCGCAGUGAUAUCUUCUCUUCGAGAGGCUGAAACUUGAAUUGCUCUUCCGUUGGGCCCAAUCAUCAAGCUUCCUCUGUUGCAUGGAAAAUGUAGAAGCAAUGUAGAGAAGUUUUAAUUUGUUGCGUUUAACUGCAGCAUUAUCAUCUGAAUAAAAACUGUUUCCAUCAAAAUAUGAUAUUAUGUAAUACACGAGAUAUAGAAAAUGUA